AGCCGGGUUUAUCUAGCCCGCGGAGGACUCGACUCACUGGUGCGCGUUUUCCGUCGGCCGCGUCUGGCGAGAAACGGAGUUUCGCAGCGCGGUGAGCUGGGAACAUACCUGGCUGCGAGCAUCACCAGGUCUGGAUCGCUGUAAACGUUGCUUUGAGGUGCUUUGGGAGAGCUAAAUUUAAAGAGGAGCAAAGACCUCUAAAAAGUCAUUUGGAGACGUCUCUAAAAUACUUGUAACUGUGUAUAAGCAAUUAAAGAGAUAUUGACCCCCAGCAAAACUAAUUGAAUAAUUGAGGCAGGUUUAUGUGUGUGUCAUCAGUUCUAUCCAGAAGCAGAAGAAUCUUCCUCUGAAUUUAAGGAUUGUGUACAUUUAAUGAGGAUGACUUUUCAAUUUAAUUUCAGUAUAGAAGACCAUCUGGAAAAUGAAUUAACACCCCUUGGAGGUGGAACUUUGGCCUUGGAUUCCUCAAAAGAGUCUUUGGUCUCAGAAAGCCAAAAAGGUAAACAUAGGGACAAAAAAUGUUCUACAGAAGAGUUUGACUUGCCUCGGGAUCCUUCAGGGGAACCUAAGUCAGUGAGAAAUGCAGCUGUCUUUCAAGACACAGACAGCUCACUCAGUGUAGCUAACAGUUCAAGUAACUUGGAGCCGUAUGAAAAACAGCUUUGCUUGAGAAUUGCCAAAGAGCACGCUAUGCCUAAAGAUUUAAAGAAAGUGUUAGAAAAUAAAGUCAUCGAAAUGUUACCAGGUCUCCAGCGUGUUAACAUAUCGGUAGUGAAAACCAUCUUGUUGAAAGAGAACUUCCCUGGAGAAAACAUCGUUUCAAAAAGCUUUUCUUCUCACUCUGAUCUGAUUACAGGUGUUUAUGAAGGAGGCUUAAAAAUCUGGGAAUGUACCUUUGACCUCCUGGCUUAUUUCACAAAAGCCAAAGUGAAAUUUGCUGGGAAAAAAGUAUUAGAUCUUGGCUGUGGAUCAGGGUUGCUGGGUAUAACUGCAUUCAAGGGAGGGGCCAAGGAAGUUCAUUUUCAAGACUACAACAGUAUGGUGAUUGAUGAAGUAACCUUACCUAAUGUCGUGGCUAACUCCACUUUGGAAGAUGAAGAAAAUGAUGGAAACGAACUAGAUGUGAAAAGAUGCAGGAAAUUAAAAGUAGUACAAGAUCUGUGUAAGUGCCGGUUCUUUUCUGGAGAGUGGUCUGAGUUUUGUAAGCUUGUACUAAGCAGUGAAAAAGUCUUUGAAAAAUAUGAUCUCAUUCUCACCUCAGAAACCAUUUACAAUCCAGAUUAUUAUGGUACGUUGCACCAAACUUUUGGUAGAUUGUUAGAUAAAAAUGGACGGGUACUUUUGGCCAGCAAAGCACAUUAUUUUGGUGUAGGUGGAGGUAUUCAUCUCUUUCAGAAGUUUAUAGAAGAAAGGAAUGUGUUUGAGACUAGAACACUCGAAAUAAUUGAUGACGGACUAAAGAGGUUCCUAAUUGAAAUGACUUUUAAGUCCCCCAGAUAAUGUCCCCUGAGUAUCCUAAAUGAAAUAAACCGAAUAACCAAAAAUGUGCUUUGAAUGUUCCAAUUCUGCUUUGAUAUUAUUUUUCUCUGAAAUUGUGACGUUUGUUUAGUUUUCUUUAUCUAAAUAAUAGGCCAGCUGUAUUAACAACCUUGUACUUGCUGGGUGAGACAGAAAAUAGUGUCCCUGAGCAUUUGAUGAGAUUUCCUAGGAAAUCAUUUUAUGGGAAAGUUUUCUGUUUUCCAUCCUCAUUCUAUUUGUCCUUUCUGCUACCCUUGACAUUUUGUAACAUUUUCUCCAGAAAAACCUGCCAUUUCUUAUUUCAAGUGUGAAUUUCUUCCAAGUCUUUGUUUGUUUCUAUUUAUAUGAGUUGUUAAGCCAUGCCAUGAAUUCUAAGGGCAUAAAUAUGUGUCACUAAAUGGUAGUGAACUUAAAAUAUUAGAUUGAAGGCCUUAGGUAACUAGGAAUAAAUUUUUGUUUUGUUCUAUUGUAUAUUCAUUUAUCUCAUAUAGUAAAAGUGGAAUGCUGUGCAGUGGAAGCCACAUUGAGGUGGAGGAAAUAAAGGAGAAUCCUGAUAAAGAGUAUAAAAGU
Messenger RNA from Equus quagga, 2088 nucleotides. RefSeq names its product methyltransferase like 18 (gene METTL18). The record is from RefSeq and is a predicted model, not a curated record. Gene Ontology annotation, molecular function: protein-L-histidine N-tele-methyltransferase activity. The transcript is spliced from 2 exons. Lineage: Eukaryota; Metazoa; Chordata; Mammalia; Perissodactyla; Equidae. Bases 373 to 1500 code for a protein of 375 amino acids. Gene Ontology annotation, biological process: peptidyl-histidine methylation, to form tele-methylhistidine.